Molecule: messenger RNA, 1978 nt
Organism: Anguilla rostrata (American eel)
Lineage: Eukaryota; Metazoa; Chordata; Actinopteri; Anguilliformes; Anguillidae
Product: ras-related and estrogen-regulated growth inhibitor-like protein
Exons: 5
Coding region: 219-917 (232 amino acids)
Molecular function (GO): GTPase activity; GTP binding
Source: RefSeq, a predicted model, not a curated record
GAGAAAAAGUGCAGUGCAGAGAGAGAAAGAAAAGCUAAAGGUAUUCCUUGGUAGAGUGACCUGUGAGUAACCCAACGCUGAGCUCUGCCAGUGGGAGGGGUGCUCUGUGUGUGUGUGUGUGCGUGUGUGUGUCUCACACACAUAAUCCCUGCCCUCCCCAGCCUUCGGGCACACUGUGCAGGGCUCAGGGUUCGAGCACAGAGCUCCCACUCAGAGACAUGAACGACAUCAAGCUGGCCCUGCUGGGCAGUGAAGGCGUGGGGAAAUCAGCUGUGCUGGUGAGGUUUCUGACCAGGAGAUUCAUCGGGGAGUACGCCUCCAACGCCAGUGAGUGUACCCCAAAAACACACAAGCACGAGUGUACCCCACAAAUGCACAAGCGUGAGUGUACCCCACAAACACGCCAGCACUCCCUGUAUCAUAAACGACUCUCCAUCGAUGGCAGGCAGCUCAACCUGGAGGUUUUUGAUCCAUGUUCUCAGAGUACAGAGGCCAGAUGCAUCUUAGAGGAGCCGGUGGACUGGGCCGACGGCUUCAUCGUGGUGUACAACAUCAGUGACCUCACAUCCUUCCUCAACGCCAAACACAUCCUGCGCCAGAUCAAAGAGGCCCGCACAGACACCUGCAAGGGUGAGGCGGAGGUGCCCGUUUACCUGGUGGGGAACAAGCAGGACCUGUGCCACGCCCGGCAGGUGUGCGAGGAGGAGGGCCGCACCCUGGCCCGGGAGAACAGGUGCCACUUCCAGGAGGUGUCCGCAGCCGAGGACCACCAGGAGAUCUCGGGCCUCUUCACCAGGCUCAUCCGGCAGGUGAUGGAGCACCUGAAGCACCGCACCGACCGCCGGCGCUACAGCGGCUCCAAGUCCAUGGCCAAGCUCAUCAACAACGUCUUCGGCAAGAGGAGGAAGUCCGUCUGAACCGGGCAGAGCUGCAGGGACGGACAGCUCCCCCCGGUGGACGCUGUCGGAAGUGUCCCGUGUGCGGAGAGGCAGUGUUUGUAACACUGCACAUGUGACAGGGACACUUCAGCCAAGGGAGGACAGAAACAGAAGGGAACACUCAUAAAUCUCUAACAGUGUGACGGAAUGGUGAUCGAUAUCGAAACAAUCUCUGAGCGAAGUGCCAUUUUGACAAACAGUAACCUUUUUUUUUCUUUUUUUGUAUCUUGGAGAUAUCAUUAUCUAAACAUUUCUGCUUCUAAUGUGCAUGUAUAAUGUAUAAUGCACUAUAAACACUGCUAUAAGCAGCUGUAAUAACUCAUAGAUAAUUAUUAUAUAUAUAUUAUAACCUACUUUAUGUUAUAAAUAAAUCAUUGCUAUGACAAACUAUAUGGCCAAAGGCUAUAACUUAUUACACCCCUGCUUGCUAGCGAACUGCAGGUUAAUAUGUAUGAUUCAUACACACAAAAGCAUGGCCAAACGAACCCCACAGUUAGAGCUUUGAGCCGCCAGUGAUGGCCAGCGAUCCCUGUGUUCUGUGUAAAUAAACUCUUCUCUUUGUGGCGCGUGCCCUGGAGCACAAGCACCAUGCGUCAUGCACGCCUCUGCGUGAUGAAGUCAUGCUUCUCAAGGCGGCAGUUACGAGGAUGUUAAGUUCCCAAAUAAUAAAGGUAAUAACACGGCCAACUGGCUUAACUGCCACGGCCUGCUUGAAAAGGCAACUUUACCGUUCGCAUGAGAUCGGCUGUUUCAUCCGGUUUCAUCCGGUAUUCAUUAUCUCAGCACAGCCAAGAGCUACAGCACUGAGAAAAUCUGACCUCUUCUAAAUUGUUUUCACAAAAAAACAGGAAACUUAAUGAUGUAGGAAGCCAGCUUAAUUGUAAUUCAGAAGUUAUAGCACUCCCCCUUUAUGUCGUAUUUGUAGAAAUGGCAACUUGUAAUCAGUGUACAUACUUUAAUUCAAUUUAUUUGUAUAUCAUUUUUUUACAGAUAACUUUUAGACAUACAUGUAAUAAAAAUAUCAUGGUAUGUUCAAAAUA